AUGGAACUUGAUCUAUCAGAUAUAGAAUCUGUUGAACAGAUCAAAAGCUCUACAUCAUCAUGUAUCUUUCGCACGCGCUGGCGCAACAGAGACUGUAUUUUGAAAGUGUACCACAGUGUCGAAGCAUCUCAGACCGUUCCAAUAGAUCGCGAAGUAGAUAUCCAUAGGUGCGAAAGUCAAGCCCAUCUACGACUAAAGGCUAAUGGUCUUUGCCGAAAGGGGCCUAUUCCGGAUUUUUAUGGCCUGAUCACAGGCAUCAGCCCAGAGAAAUGGCUGUCAUACCUCAAUGAGUUUCUCGAUGACAAUCUACUUCCCAACGCUUUUCUGAUUGAAUAUAUACCGACUCUUCGGGUCAACAAACUGCAUAAAAUCCUCGCAGAGAUACAUCAAGCCGGUGUGUAUCAUGCAGAUCCAUAUCCGCGGAAUAUGAUGGUUCAGGAAGGGUCAGACAGAGUGCUCUGGCUCAAUUUCGAUCGGGCACAGCCAUUCUCUUACGACUCAAUCACAGCUCGUCAGCAGCAUUGGCUUGAAGGGGAAAGACGAAUUGAUGGGUUAGUUCCAGAUAUUGAGGAAGGCAAGAUUCAUCGCACGUAG
This is a messenger RNA of Aspergillus vadensis CBS 113365, 594 nucleotides long. RefSeq lists its product as uncharacterized. Lineage: Eukaryota; Fungi; Ascomycota; Eurotiomycetes; Eurotiales; Aspergillaceae. Bases 1 to 594 code for a protein of 197 amino acids. The record is from RefSeq and is a predicted model, not a curated record. The transcript is spliced from 4 exons.